Sitophilus oryzae (rice weevil) is the source of this 1238-nucleotide messenger RNA. RefSeq lists its product as uncharacterized. Gene Ontology annotation, cellular component: transcription regulator complex; nucleus. Gene Ontology annotation, biological process: regulation of transcription by RNA polymerase II. The record is from RefSeq and is a predicted model, not a curated record. Gene Ontology annotation, molecular function: DNA binding. Bases 99 to 776 code for a protein of 225 amino acids. The transcript is spliced from 2 exons. NCBI's taxonomy places the organism in Eukaryota, Metazoa, Arthropoda, Insecta, Coleoptera, Curculionidae.
AGUACGUAACGGACUAACGCGGUGAGUGCGUCCGGCAUUUUGACUGUUAUUUUAUUUUUUGCUUUACUGUGUGUGAUUCGCUAUUAAUACUCAAUGAAAUGGAGAUAGAUUGGUUCAUCGAUAUGAUUAAAAGUCAUCCGGCAAUAUGGAAUGCGGAUUGUCAAGCGUACAAGGAAAAACCUAAACGAGAUAUGGCCUGGGAGGCCAUAGCUAGAGGUGCUUAUAACAAUUUCGAUGAAAAAGGAAAACACAAAAAAGAAGAAAUACUGAGGAGACUAACAGCUAAAUGGAGAAACAUCAGAGACACAUACGUAAAAAGUGAAAAAAAGCGAGUUCGCGGUUGCCUGAAAACACGAAAAUACGUUUAUGCGAACAAGCUUUCAUUCUUACAACCGUUCCUCGACUUGUCUGGUUCCAAGUCUAGAUCAAUCAUUAAAUCUGAAGAUGAAUCGACCAACAUGGACGGGUCGUCCGCAGACAGCGCUGAAGUUGAGGACGAUCAAAGAAUGACAGAAGUUGAAAUCAAUCAGCAAGCUUCGAGCACAAAAUACAGCGCGUCUUCCACUACUCAGGAGCAGCCUCAGGAGCAGUACAGAAGAGAAAGCGUCAUUUCGGACUACUUUAGUACACCAAUUGAAUUUCAACCAAUCGAUGAUGAUAAAGCUUUCUUCGAUUCGCUACUUCCCACAGUACGAACGUUCACAAUUGAUGAAAAAUUAGAGUUUCGUUUAGAAGUGCUGAAUAUUUCAAAAAGAAUCAGACGUAAUCAGCAGUAAGGUCUAUUAGUGUGAGGCUGGUGAAUAUGCAACCAAGAAUACAUGGGUCCUAAUGAAAUUACUCAAAAAAUAUGUUUAUAUCAAUGACGAAAGAAUACAAGGACUAAUAACAGCCGAGACCAAAUUGUUACCAUACCACGAAACAGUGCCGUGGCACAUAUUUUUCUUAACUUAGUUGCUUGAAGAGAAAUUUAUAUUUUUGAUAAACUACACACUACACACAAACUAUAAAAAAUCGCUAAAAUUGUAGCUGAUGACCAACUGAUCACUCAUUCGUUACAACCAAAAAAAUGGCAUCUAACAUCAGAAAUUCUGCUGCAGCGAUGGGCGUUACAUGUCCUUGUAUUCUUUAAUCAUUGAUCUACAGAGUCCGGUAUUAGUGCGUCGUAGCUCCUAUAAUAAAAAACUUAGGAAUUUUGUUUAAGUGCAAACCAAAAGUAUGUAUUAGGAUGUAUUUCAGGA